CCGAGACAAGACCACCACCAGUCCCACUCUUCCCCCUCCCUAUAUUUAUUUUUAGUUUAGUUAGUAGUACCCAGCGUAUAAUAAUAAAAACCAAAGCUUAUUUAGUUCUCUGCUGUUUAUUUAUCUUCAUCAUAUCUUCAGUUGUUGGUUCAUGUAUUCUAUUUCUACUGUUUCCUUACAAGAGAACCAUCCUCCUCGGCCCAUUAUCGCUCUUUUUAACAACUGACACAGCAAUCUACCGAGCUUAGGUGUUGAAUAUGGGUGAAGUAAGUUAAGUUGUUCAGCAUUUACUUAUGCAUUUUGUUUUAAAGCUGAGUGAGUCGUUUUUGUUAUCCGUUCAAAUUUUGCAGCGGCUCCAUUUGAAUCUUAAUUUCCUCUAGACACAAUUAGAAAGAAAGUAUAUAUGUCUAAAAAAUAUGCGCUGAGAUUGUGCUAAUAAUAUUACUCCUUCUGUCCCAAAUUAAUGACUGAUUUGGACGAUGAUUAGGAGAAGAAAGAGGAAGGAGGAGAGAAGAAAGAAGAGAAACAAGCAGAAGAUGGGGGCAAAGCUCAAGAAGAAGUGAAGAAGAAAAAAGAAGAAGAAGAGGCGCCUGAGAUUGUGCUCAAGGUUGACAUGCAUUGUGAGGCUUGUGCUCGAAAAGUUGCUCGUGCUUUGAAAGGUUUCCAAGGAGUAGAGGCAGUAACAACGGAUUGCAAGGGGAGCAAGGUGGUGGUGAAAGGGAAAGAGGCAGACCCAACAAAGGUGUGUGACCGAAUUCAAAAGAAAACGGGGCGCAAAGUUGAAUUGAUUUCCCCUUCACCUAAGCCGCCGCCGCCUCCAGACGAAGAGAAAAAGGCCGAGGAGAACAAGCCAACCCCGCCGCCCGGGGAUGAAAAAGUAGAGCCUCCCGCUGUGGUAACGGUGGUGUUGAAAGUUCAAAUGCAUUGUGAUGCGUGUGCUCAGGUCCUACAGAAGCGGAUACGCAAAAUCAAAGGGGUUGAAUCAGUCACAACAGACCUCGCAAAUAAUCAGGUCAUUGUAAAAGGAAUUGUCGAUCCAGAAAAGCUUGCGACUGACGUGUACAAGAAAACCGGGAAGCAAGCGUCGGUUGUGAAGGAGGAAGAAAAGAAAGAAGAAGAGAAGAAAGAGCAAGAAAAAAAGAAGGAAGAAGAAGAAAAGAAGAAAGCCGAGGAGCAAGAAAAGAAAAGCGAGGAAGACGAGAAGAAGAACGAGGAUGUUAAAAAGAAUGAGUAUUGGCCGCAUCCAAGUAGGUAUUAUUACAUGCAGGAGUAUGCAGCCUAUCCUCCUCAAAUGUUCAGCGAUGAAAACCCUAAUGCCUGCAUUGUUAUGUGAAUUAUGUGUGCACACUUCCUUCCAUGAUGAUCACUGAUGAGGCGCGCUGGAAUUAACCAAUAUUAUGGCCCAAUGUUACUACUAUAUCAAUCCCUUUAUUUUUUUUGUUUCCUUUUUUUUGUUGAAGUACGUUUAUGCGAAUUUUGCAUAUACAUGUAGUACUAAUUAAUCAUUGAAUAUAUGUAUAUGGUUGGAUCAUAAUAAGACCAUGCACUGUGAUUUUUGAGGAAUGAUUCAUAUGUCGAAUGCAUUAAGUUGAGGACUAAUUAGUUGUAGACAAUGAAACUUGCAGAAAAACUAGUAGCCUCGUAUGUGGGUAUACUCCGAUGUCCGAUUCUUCCCAUAGUCAGGUAUAUUAAUCGGUUCACUUCAAUUAACAUCUGCUAUAAUUAUCCACCCAGCUUUCUG
Molecule: messenger RNA, 1741 nt
Organism: Oldenlandia corymbosa var. corymbosa
Lineage: Eukaryota; Viridiplantae; Streptophyta; Magnoliopsida; Gentianales; Rubiaceae
Source: the annotation of a GenBank genome assembly